AUGCUUCGCAAGAAAGAGGUCUACACGACCGUCACCCCCAUCCCGGGCUUCAUUCCCCGCCAGCUCGCCAUCGACAUCCUCCAUUCCCACUCCGAGGUCAUCACCCUCAACCCCCUUGUCCUCGACCACAAGCCCAUCAAGGCGCCCCAACAUGCCGCCUCCGACGAGUACUUUUCGACAUGGUACGAAAUCACCGAGCGCAUCCAGUACAUCCCUGGCAUCGGCAAGAUGGGUUCCGGCAAGAUCAGUUUCAACGGCUGCUUCCACGACAUGCCCUGGGGCCUGCAGACGCACACUUACGCGCCGAUGAACAUUGACAUCCGGAUCAAGUACAAAAUAGACGGCAACCAGCCAGGCUUCGAACCGCCCCAGCCACCCGAGAUCGGCAUGUCCGGGCUAGGCGUCCCGGCCGACGGGCUCUACCUGCGCGAGGACAUUGAGAUCCGCUGCCACAUCACCAUGGUGAACUUUGUCAAGGCGCAGCUCAAGACUGCGAGCAAGGAAAUGGUGUCGAGAAUCAUCAAAAAAGCGGAGCUGCUCGACGCGGGAGUGCUGCAGGCCAUGAUCACGGACGGGAGGCUCAGAACCAUCAACCCGGCCGACCGCACCAGCACAGGCAUGUCCGGCGCGCACUCGCCUUCGUUUUCCCAGCGCCCCGAUGGCAGCCCGAGACCCGAUUCCAAGUCGCCGACCAUGCCGUACCAGGUCCCAAGACCAGUAUCGAUGCAGACCUUCAGACCAGGCUCACAGGGCAGCUACGGCGGCGCACAUCAAAACCAGCCGUCAGAGCUCUACUCCCAGUACAGCGCACCGCAAACCUCCUUCAUCGCUGAACUUCCAGGAAACUUUUACCACCCCCAGCAAACCUCCAACAACCUGCAACCGCCGCAGCCGUCCCCCGGCUUACAGGGUGCUGACCGCGACUCCAUGUCCCAGCAGUCGCAACUCUCCCCGGACCCAAACUCGUGGCGCUGGUCCCAGGGCCAGCCGAGCCCGUCCCAGCAGAGCUCGCGGCCGACGAGCAUGGCGUCGUCUGAGUCGAGCAGCGGGUACACCAGUCCCGCGCUGGAUCACAAGGGCUUCUCAUCCGAGCUGGCCACGCACCCGGAGACGCAGGAGGAGCACCGCGGGGACGCCAAGGCGGCGGAGGCGGCGCAGCACAGGGUCAAGGGGCCGCAGGCAUAUCCGACGUACGGACAGGCGUAUAAUUAUAAUCCUCAAGAUUAUGCGCCGAUGGGGAGAUGA
Messenger RNA from Colletotrichum orchidophilum, 1245 nucleotides. RefSeq lists its product as uncharacterized. Lineage: Eukaryota; Fungi; Ascomycota; Sordariomycetes; Glomerellales; Glomerellaceae. The record is from RefSeq and is a predicted model, not a curated record. The coding region runs from base 1 to 1245 and encodes 414 amino acids. The transcript has a single exon.